AUGGCCGCAAAGCAGAAAGUGUCACCGCCGUUGAUCGAUCCAAUUGCCCGGCCAAUGAAACUGGCCACGAUACAGGAACUCACCUCGAACACCGAAGAGUACAGCACAGAUCUCGGACUGAUGAAGAAUUGCAAAAAGCCAAUCAGCAGACCAAUUCCAAAUGAGAUCGGCAUAUCGAUCCACGAGCCCCCGAAUCCCCACGGAGUAACCAUGGCCGACGAGAACGCGUACAGAAGCACACAUAUCCAUUUGUUGAACCUUGGCUUUCUUCCAAGGAUCUCGUCCAAAUUUCCGCUUGCUUCCUCAACGCCAAUACGGUCGUGCACAACGGCCUUGUAG
This is a messenger RNA of Ogataea philodendri, 339 nucleotides long. RefSeq lists its product as uncharacterized. The coding region runs from base 1 to 339 and encodes 112 amino acids. The transcript has a single exon. The record is from RefSeq and is a predicted model, not a curated record. NCBI's taxonomy places the organism in Eukaryota, Fungi, Ascomycota, Pichiomycetes, Pichiales, Pichiaceae.